This is a messenger RNA of Mastomys coucha (southern multimammate mouse), 2805 nucleotides long. RefSeq names its product XK related 5 (gene Xkr5). Lineage: Eukaryota; Metazoa; Chordata; Mammalia; Rodentia; Muridae. Gene Ontology annotation, biological process: apoptotic process involved in development; engulfment of apoptotic cell; phosphatidylserine exposure on apoptotic cell surface. The transcript is spliced from 7 exons. Bases 14 to 2020 code for a protein of 668 amino acids. The record is from RefSeq and is a predicted model, not a curated record. Gene Ontology annotation, cellular component: plasma membrane.
AGCAGCUCAGAAGAUGCACGCGGGGCUCCUGGGGCUCUCUGCCCUGCUACAGGCGGCCGAGCAAAGCGCGCGCCUCUGCUCCGUAGUUUACUACUUUGCCACAGGCCGUCUCCUCUGGGGGUGGCUGGCCCUUUCUGUCCUCCUGCCCGGGUUCUUGGUCCAGGCCCUGAGUUUUCUGUGGUUCCAAGCAGAUGGGCAUCAGAGUCACUGGUGGCUGGCAGUACUGCAUCUUCUGCAGCUUGGCGUCUGGAAGCGGCACUGGGACUCUGUGGCUACAGCUCUGUGGAAGGGAAAGGAGGUUUCCUGCUGGGGACAGCUGUACCUGCAGGAGGCUGACCUGUCAGCCCUGCGGCUCCUGGAGGCUCUGCUGCAGACGGGGCCCCACCUGCUGCUUCAGGCCUACGUCUUCCUAGCCUCUGACUUCACAGACAUUGUGCCAGGAAUCAGCGCCCUAUUUUCCUGGUCUUCGCUGUCCUGGGCUCUAGUGUCAUACAACCGUUUCCUGGGCAUCAUGAAGCCAGGCCACCAUACCGUGCUCUGGGCUGCUCUCUUGUGCCAGCAGUUCUGGAGGAUGGGCAUGCUGGGUGCUCGUGUGCUGAGCCUGGUUCUGUUCUGCAGGGUUUACCGUGUGUGGGUUUUGGUGGUUGGAGGUGCUCACUGGCUAGUGAUGACCUUCUGGCUCGUAGCCCAGCAGAGCGACAUUGUAGAGAGCACCUGCCACUGGAGGCUGUUCAAUCUGCUGGUGGGAGCUGUGUUCAUCCUCUGCUACAUCAACUUCUGGGACAGCCCUUCCAGAAGCAGGAUGGCCAGCUUCUACUUGGUCAUGCUGCUGGAGAACUCCAUACUCUUAUUACUGGCCACCGACUUUCUGCAGGGAGCACCAGGGACCAGCCUGUGGACUGUGGUCGGGGUCUUGUCUGGAUUUCUGAUUGGGUGUGCAUCACUGGCUAUUUAUUACAGCCUACUACACCCUAAGUCCUCAGACAUCCAGCAGAGCUUCAUGAGGAAAUGCUGUGGCCCCAUAGAGGAUAACAAGGCUGAAUCAGAGCCUCCUCCCAGGUCCAUGGUUCCCACAGGGGAGAGGCCAGACAGCUCAAGCUGGUGCCAAGAGGAAAGCUAUGAACUAACAAGUCUAGAUAAGGCCCCCAGCCCACAGCAGAACACUGCGGAGGUGGGGCCGGGGGAGCAGACAUCUGGGGAGCACUCUUUCUUCAGCCACCACCACUGGCUGUUGCUGAAACUCGCUCUCAAGACGGGAAGUAUAUCUAAGAUCAAUGCAGCCCUCGGAGGUGACAGCCCUGGCUGCUCCUGUCCCCCUGUGUUGGGGUCAAGUCAACACUGUGAUCUGCAGAGGAAACCCCUGUUUCCCCAGCAAGACCUCCCAUCCUCUCCUCGUGACCCUGCGACCUUGGAGAAAGGGUCUGAGUGCAUGAGGGCUCCGAAAGCAGAGAUGGAGUCAUUGGAAACUUCAAGCUAUCUCUCCUUUGCCAGUGAGCUGGAGGACAAUGCGACGACCCAGAAGCCAGCAGCUACACAGGAGGAUAGCCCAAAGACUGGAGCCAAGGCUGACCUUGCAGCUCCGGGGAAGGAGACAGAUGGUCCCCUGCAGGGAACAGAAGGACAGGAGAGCACAACACUGUAUUUCAGUGCCGCCAUGGACAGCAGCCCAGUGGCUCUGCGGACAUCCCACUCGGGGACUCUGGGAGAGAGCAGGCCUGUGCAGCCUGCAUUGCCUCAGACAGUCACUAAGCCCUUUCCUGUUACCAUGACCAACAUUAGUCCCAUUCCAGGUAGAAACUUCUGCCCCAGUGCGGAGCUCCCUGGAAGAGCCCCAGAUAGUUCAGAGUGUGAGGAGUGGAAGGACCCGGCAAAGGACCCGAGUAUGCAGAGCUCAUUGCCAAAGACGAGGCCGAAAGCAGCUGAAGGGCCCUGCUUCACAUCCACCCCUAAGUCAGAGUCCAUCCAAAGGGACUACAGCUGCAGGGACAGGGUGAGACAGGAGAUGAGUUUUUUCAUCUGACCCUAGCCAAGGUAGAAUAAGACAACAGGUCAAUACAUCAGACUGGCCGCUCAGCAUCCUGGGAAGAGAAAUCCCACACGUGACUCCUGUGUUCUUCUACUUCUGGUCUCCAUCUGCAUACCUGAAAAGAUGAAGGGACAGGAUUGAAUAUUGUCUAACCCCACCCCCGUGUGCAUCACACCUGGCACUGAUGCACAGCAAAACUCACGGACAGUGGGGAGAGGCAAAGGGCUCUCCAGGUCCCUCCAGCUGCUUGAACUCUAGCGAGUCUCUUCAAGGCUUCUAAAAACAAUGCAAAGGUAAAACUCAAGAGGCCAAAUGCAUCCUGGGUCCUUUCUGAUUAACCAUUCCUCACACUGGAUGGCUAUUAAUCACUUUUUAUUUUAAAUUGUCUCCAAGGUCCCUUGAAGCAACCAGUGUAGACAACAGGCUACGUUCACUACUGCCAAGGAGGCUGCUGCUUGCCACCAUUGCACACCAAAGUCCCAUGGGGAAAGGGACUUGCUCGGCUUAAUUAGCUGUACUAUUAAUCACUUUUUAAAAAAUUACUUUUGGGACUGUAGAGAUGUCCCAGCAGUUAAGAACCUGUUCUUCCAGAGGAUGCAGGUUCAAUUAAUUCCCUGUAUCUAUUUGGCAACUCAUGACCACCUGUAACUUCAGCCCUGGGGAGACAACAGUCUCUUCUGGCCUCUGUGGACGUUGCACACACGUGAUUCACAGUCAUAUAUUCACGCAGAAUACCCAAACACCUAAUAUUUUUAAAAAUAAAACAUGUUUCCUUGAUA